Hermetia illucens (black soldier fly) is the source of this 4952-nucleotide messenger RNA. RefSeq names its product mediator of RNA polymerase II transcription subunit 23 (gene MED23). Bases 206 to 4822 code for a protein of 1538 amino acids. Gene Ontology annotation, biological process: regulation of transcription by RNA polymerase II; positive regulation of gene expression. Gene Ontology annotation, cellular component: transcription regulator complex; mediator complex. The record is from RefSeq and is a predicted model, not a curated record. Lineage: Eukaryota; Metazoa; Arthropoda; Insecta; Diptera; Stratiomyidae. The transcript has 22 exons.
CUGGCCGGCUGUCAAAUGCCGUAAACAAGCGCCCUAGUGACAUUUCUUUGCCAACCUUUUUAGCAAAAGCCGCUCUGCCGUAAGGAAUUGCCUUUGAGGUUCAUUAUGGUGGAAAAAGGAUGUUAAGUGUAUUUUUAGACAACUCCUUACCCAGAAAAUUCGAUUAGCAACAAGAUUUCGCUGCGUAUAUUCCACGCAUAACAAGAUGGAGGCCCAGAUAAUCGAGACGUUGAAUGAAUUUCUGGUAAGUGCUAAAGUGCAGUAUAUCGAGGAGGCCUUUCUCUGCGUUAUUGUCCACAAACCGGACGCCGAGAAGCAGAAAUGUGAGCAGUUCACAAAUAACAUAAUUUCCCUGUUCCAAAAUACCUCUUCGGAAGGAAAAGAUGCGGUUUUGCGAGUCUACCUGUUGCGGGCCGCCCACAGCGGCAACCUGGCGCAACUCAAGGUUUUAAUGGAUACUUUGCAUAAAUUGGUGACUGGGAAUUUGAUUUCCGCAAGAGUUUUAUGCGACAAAAUAUUAAGCUGCGACAAAUUAGCCUUUCAAAACAAAAGCUUUUGGAUAGAAUGCUUUAAGCUGAUCAAGAAGAUAAUCACCAAUGUUGACUACAAAGGGGUUCGUGAAAUAAUGAAGGCUUGCAGAGACAAAGCUUCAACUUUCCCGACGAAUAUCAAUGUCAGCUUUUUACCACAAUUGCUUAUCCUUGAAGAUCUCAUUCAGUUCAUAUUUGAUCGUAAUAACUGUUUGUUGCCGGCGUAUUUUAUUGCUAAUGAACUGAUCAAGUCACCACAACCAUCACAUUGGAAAAUCAACAAAUUGAUGACCGAUUUCGUUGAGGAAUUUCGAAAUAUCGCACAAAUGGUGACGAUCAUCAAUCACAAUCACAUGUAUCCAGUAGUGGAGACAUUUGGCUACGCUGAUCAUUUGAUGAAUUCAUGGAAACUCGAUCCACACACUUUGAAAUAUAAUUUUAAAGGUAAUUUACCAUAUGACAUCGAGAUUGUUGAGCCGCAGCCGCAUCUUGUCCGCUAUGUGUUGGAUCAGCCGUACUCGAAGGAGAUGAUCGCAGUUAUGCUGAAUUUGCAGAAACAGCAAAAGCAACGAUGCCAUGCUUUGGAAGAGCAACUGGUUUGGCUCAUAAUCUCUGCCAUGGAACGAAGUGAACAUGACUCCUGCGAGAUGGUAACGCCAGACGAUAAAAUUACUCCCAACCAUUGGUUAUGGCUACAUUUAUCUUCACAAUUGAUAUAUUUUGUGUUGUUCCAAUUCGUAAACUUUAUGCACAUCAUUAUUUCACUUCAUGAGAAACUUUCCAAACGCGACUUGCGCAAGGGUCGAGACCAACUUAUGUGGAUUUUACUUCAGUUUAUCUCCGGAAGUAUUCAAAAGAAUCCGCUAUCCAACUUCCUGCCAAUGUUCAAACUUUUUGAUAUUUUAUAUCCCGAACAAGAACCGCUCAAAGUUCCUGAUUUGAGUAAACCCUCAGCAUUGAGACAGAUGGCCCCAAUUUGCAUCUGGAUCCAUUUGAUGAAGAAGGCACGUCUGGAGAGCGUCAACAUAACUCAACCAAUUCCUAUCGCUUUGAAGGCUCAUCAUGAGUUUCUUUCACACUUGGCUGUGCCAGGUCAAUCUUUAUCAAUGAGCAUGAAUAACGACUAUAGAAUCAUCCUUCUCUGCAAUGCAUACUCGACAAAUCAAGAAUACUUUUCCCGCCCGAUGGCUUUGCUCACCGAAUAUAUAAAUUCGAAAAGCACCUCUCAGAUGCCGGUAACUCCUCUAUCCAUAGUCGCUCUUGACGGAUUGACAGUGCAUAGUAAAAUGUCGUUGAUGCACAGUUUUGUAAGUCAGGUAAUUAAACAAGCGCAGACGAAGGGAUCGGUAUCAACGUUGACUCCAGCUUUGAUUGAAACCUACUCAAGAUUACUUGUGUAUUCCGAGAUUGAAUCUUUGGGAAUUAAAGGCUUUCUUAGUCAACUUCUACCCGCCGUAUUCAAACAGCACGCUUGGGGAAUACUCCAUACUCUCUUGGAAAUGUUUUCGUAUCGUCUUCAUCACAUACCAACUCAUUACCGUGUUCAAUUGUUGUCGCAUCUUCAUUCAUUGGCUUCUGUACCGCAAACGAAUAAGAUGCAAUUGAAUUUAUGUUUUGAAUCAACGGCAUUACGGAUUAUAACCGGUUUGGGAGCAGCUGAGCUGCAACCGCAGCUUUCUCGAUACUUCAAUGAGAAGACACCAGGAUCCGUUGCAUCAAGUGAGAGCGAGGAACUAAAUCGUGUUUUGAUCAUGUGUUUGGGACGAGCAAUGCAUAUAAUGGGAUCGGGUAACGAGCUCCAGCCAUGGUGCAAAGAGUUGCUAACCACGAUCAUGCAAAACACACCGAUGACUUUCGCCAAUCAUUCACUUACUCGUUUACCACCAGCCCUUGCAGAAUUUCUCAGUCAGAAUAAUGCAGCUGUCGAGAAUAAACAACUCCUUAAAAAAUCUGUCGACGAGGAAUAUCGCAAUUGGACAUCAAUGUCGAACGAAAACGAUAUCAUCGCCCAUUUCAUCCGCCCAAAUACUACACCUUUGUUCCUUUGCUUGAUAUUUAAAAUGAUCUGGGAAACGGACACCAUCAGCCCGGUGGCUUAUAAAAUUCUGGAGGGAAUCACCGCCCGAGCAUUGAAUGCUCAUUUGCGCAAACUGUGCGAUUUUCUUGUAUUUGAAGUUGCAAAUUCAACUGGUAAAACUCUUAUCCAUAAAUAUGUUGACACAAUGAACAAAAUGAUUUGGCAAUAUCAUAUCGUCCCAAUUGAUCGCGUAAUUUUGUGCCUGGUGUUACGUUAUUACGAAAACAGUGACGCUCAUGUAUGCUUCCUGAUAAUUCAAUUAAUGAUAUUAAAGACGAAUGAGCUCCGGAUUCGGUUGAACGAAGUCCAAGUGGACUAUCCUGCUGAUCAUUGGAAGCAAAGUAACUGGCACGAUCAUCACAUUCAAUAUCGGCAAAAAUUCCCUGAAAAAUUCGGCCCAGACGAAUCAGCUUCCCAUUCUCCUUUGCCAAUUUAUUAUGGAAAUGUUUGCUUCCGAUUUUUAUCGGUGCUUGAUAUUGUUACGAUGAGAUUCAUUGAAAUCGGGCAUCCUAUUCAUGGCAUUCUUGAGAUAAUUUUUGAGCACUUGGGAAGUUUGUACAAGUUUCAUGAGCGACCGAUUACGUUCCUCUAUAACACUUUUAACUUCUAUGAACGAGAUUUAAAGGAACGUGUAUCUUUGAAGAAAAAGAUGCUCCAUGAAGUAAUGAAGGGAUUCAAAGAUAUUCGCCCAGCUAACUGGGUUUUAUCUGAACCUUUCACUGAAUACUUGCAAUCCAAUGAGCUACUUUUCAAUCCGGAAAUGCCCUAUUACAUUGGAUUGGUUCGACGUCUAGCAGAUGCCAUCACUGGGAAAAACUAUUUUUACGUUACUGACUGGCGCUUCUAUGAAUUCCCGAAUGCACCUACUCAUGCUAUGUAUUCGACGUGCUUGGAAGUAUUAGCGUUACCACUCGCCCCGAAGGUGGUUGUAAACAAUCUAAUUGAUACAGUCGUAAAGGGAAAUGCUAUUCUUUUGGGUAACGACAUUCAGGCGUUCAUCAAUGCAAUUGGCGUGAUAAUUGCUGCCCUGCCGGAGUCCUAUUGGAGUGUCGUUUACGAACGAUUGGUUGAUGCAUUGAAUAGUCCGAAAAUGGUUGAAUGGAAUUGCCGUUUCUCAGCCUUUGAACUAUUCAACUUCAAAAUUGUACGCGAAGCAAUGCUGAAUAAAUCAUAUGCAAUGCUUUUGGCUGUCGCACAUUCUGUCUUUCAUCAUAUGGGAUGUUGGAAAUUGAUAACAAUGAUUCAAUAUUUGAAGGAGAAAUUGAAGCCUUGCGUUCAAAAUGAACAUCAAUUGGUUUUCGUUUGUCACAUUUUUGGACCGUUUUUACAACGUUUGGAAAGUGAAAAGUCAAAUGCUGUUGCGGAAAUUGGUGUAUUGUUGUACGAGAUGCUAGAAGUGGUUGAUAAGAAUCACGGACCGAAAAAUUUGGACUAUAUGGAUCCGAUUUGCGAUUUCUUAUAUCAUAUUAAGUAUAUUCACGUUGGGAAUAUAAUAAAAAAUGAAUCAGAAGCAAUAAUCAAACGAUUGAGGCCGGCUCUUCAGAUGCGGCUCCGAUUCAUAAGUCACUUCAACGUUGAAGAAAUUGGUUCAGAGAAAACUGAAAAUGUUCAGCAGCCAACCCAAGCACCAGCGCAACAGCCACCUGUCCAACAACCUGCACAACCGACACAACCUCAGCCACAAAUUUCUCCUGCACCUCAACAGCCGCAAGCGCAACCGCAAUUGCAGCAGCAACAAUCUCAACCACAACCCUCACAAAAUAUUCAACAGAACCUCCAACAACAGGCACUUCAGCAGCAACAACAGCAAACCUUACAGCAAAAUCUCCAACAACAAACUCUCCAACAGCAAGUACUUCAGCAACAAGCCAUGCAACAACAGAAUCUGCAACAGCAGACCUUACAACAACAAGGAUUACAGCAAAGUGCCCUUCAACAACAGAAUCUGCAACAGCAAGCUUUGCAACAACAAAAUCUCCAACAUCAACAGUUGCAUCCUAUGCAACAGCAACAGCUGCAACAACAGCAGCUCCAGCAACAACAAUUCCAACAACAGCAACAGCUCCAGCAUCAACAACAGUUACAGCAACAACAGUUCCAAUUACAGCAGCAGCAACAGUUGCAGCAAAUGCAACAACAGCAAUUGCAGCAGCAGCAGAUGCAGUUGCAACAGCAACAAUUACAGCAACAGGGAAUGGGAAUGAGACACAAUUGAAUUGAGCUCGUAGUGUGUAAGUUUCAUAGUUUACUGGUUCCUGCAAUCGGUGAAAGUGACAUAAAACGCUAUGUUUUGAAAUAAUAUGUUUAUUUUACAAAUAUAAUUGAAUAAAAACUAUCCAUCUAAA